AUGGCAGCCGCAGCUGUGAUGCCAGCCUCCAUUCCAGCCCAGGCCAAGCCGGCCUGGAAACCCAUCAUCAUGGAGCCCCAAGCUUCCAAGGCGGACGAUGUUGAGUUUGACCCCGACCUGCACCUUUCCUUCAAGGAGGCUCCCAAGGUGCACACCAUGACGGACCUUGGCCUGCCCGAGGACACAGGAAUCUCACCGAUUGCAGUCUCAGAGCCCUUCCCGCUCUUCACAUUUGACGCCGUGAUGCGGAUGAGGCAGGAGAUUCUGAGCCCGGAGGUGCUCGGCAACUGCCAGUACUCCAGCAAUCUCGCUCAGUGCCAGCUGAGAGGAUUUGUGAACAAGUACGCCCCAUUCGUCUACGACGUAUGGAAGAACCCCAAGACACUAGCGAUCGUGUCCAAGAUCGCGGGGAUCGACCUGGUGCCCGAGAUGGACUUCGAGCUCGCGCACGUCAACAUCUCGGUCAAGUCGGAGGAAGAGCGGGAGGAGGAGCUUGCGGCCUUCGCCGAGCGGGCCGAGUUCGAGGCCGACGAGGGCAUCGCGGGCUGUCCCUGGGAGGACGACAAGCCCAUCGUCGACUGGCACACCGACAGCUACCCCUUUGUCUGCGUGACCAUGCUCAGCGACUGUCGGACUAUGAUUGGCGGCGAGACUGCGCUUCGCACCGGGACCGGGGACAUCAUGAAAGUGCGCGGCCCGCAGAUGGGCUGCGCCGUCAUCCUGCAGGGCAGGUAUAUCGAGCACCAGGCCCUGCGCGCCCUGGGCGCCGCCGAGCGCAUCAGCAUGGUGACGUCGUUCCGGCCGCGCUGCCCUUCGGUGCGCGACGACACGGUGCUCACAACCGUGCGGCCCAUCUCAAUCGUGUCGGAGCUGUACAACCAGUUCGCCGAGUACCGGCUCGAGAUCCUCGAGGAGCGGGUGCGGCAGCAGCUCCGGGAGCUGCGCGACGCGCACGCGGCCGGGCGGCGCGUGGCCACCAAGAAGCUCAAGGCCUUCCUCGAUGAGCAGGAGCGCUUCCUCGCCCACAUGAACCGCGAGAUGGUCGACGACGAGCGCGUCGUUAGGGGUAGUAUUGACGACAGCCACCUGCUCAAUCCCAAGACCGAGUCCAAGGUCGAGCCCACGUCCAAGAAACGCAUGCGGCGUAUGUGA
Anthostomella pinea is the source of this 1152-nucleotide messenger RNA. The record is from the annotation of a GenBank genome assembly. Lineage: Eukaryota; Fungi; Ascomycota; Sordariomycetes; Xylariales; Xylariaceae.